Messenger RNA from Cynocephalus volans (Philippine flying lemur), 3303 nucleotides. It is a transcript of the gene UBIAD1, whose product is annotated as UbiA prenyltransferase domain containing 1. Gene Ontology annotation, molecular function: prenyltransferase activity. The record is from RefSeq and is a predicted model, not a curated record. Bases 265 to 1281 code for a protein of 338 amino acids. Gene Ontology annotation, biological process: menaquinone biosynthetic process; vitamin K biosynthetic process. Gene Ontology annotation, cellular component: endoplasmic reticulum; Golgi membrane. Lineage: Eukaryota; Metazoa; Chordata; Mammalia; Dermoptera; Cynocephalidae. The transcript has 2 exons.
AUGGCGGCUUUGGCAGCCGUGGGCAGGGCGCUGCGGCUCGGCCUUGGGCUCUAGCGUGGGCCCUCAGGUGACGGGUGGUCAAAGCGGCGCGGCCAGUCCUUGUAGGGUGCAAGGCCCUCUCACUGCUGCUCUGAGACCUCGCCGCCUCCCCAGCCCUGCCCCGGGGCGGAGCCGCUGGAAGGUCAGGCCCGGCCGCCACGCCCCGUCCCUCCUCGCCUCGGGGCGGUCUCUGUGCUUGGCGGACUUCAGCCACGUGCCACUUCCAUGGCGGCCUCACAGCUCCCGGGGGAGAAGAUUAACGUUGUAGCGGGAGAGACAGCCAAGACCGGGGAUAAGGAUCUUUUGGGAAACGACUGUCCGGAGCAGGACAGGAUCCCCCAGCGCUCCUGGAGGCAGAAGUGCGCCUCCUACGUGCUGGCGUUGAGGCCCUGGAGCUUCAGUGCCUCCCUUACGCCGGUAGCUCUGGGCAGUGCUCUGGCCUACAGAUUCCAGGGCGUCUUGGAUCUAAGGCUGUUGGUGGGUUGUGCCAUCGCGGUCCUGGCCGUGCACGGGGCCGGCAAUUUGGUCAACACUUACUAUGACUUUUCCAAGGGCAUUGACCACAAAAAGAGUGAUGACAGGACCCUCGUGGACCGAAUCUUGGAGCCCCAGGAUGUUGUCCGCUUUGGAGUCUUCCUCUACACCUUGGGCUGUGUCUGUGCCGCUUGUCUCUACUACCUGUCCCCUCUGAAACUGGAGCACUUGGCUCUCAUUUACUUUGGAGGCUUGUCUGGCUCCUUUCUCUACACAGGAGGGAUUGGAUUCAAGUACGUGGCUCUGGGAGACCUGAUCAUCCUCAUCACUUUUGGCCCUUUGGCUGUGAUGUUUGCCUACGCCGUCCAAGUGGGGUCCCUGGCCGUCUUCCCCCUGGUCUACGCCAUCCCCCUUGCCCUAAGCACCGAGGCCAUUCUCCAUUCCAACAACACCAGGGACAUGGAGUCCGAUCGGGAGGCUGGCAUUGUCACACUUGCCAUCCUCAUUGGCCCCACCUUCUCCUACGUGCUCUACAACACACUGCUCUUCCUGCCCUACCUGGUCUUCAGCAUCCUGGCCACGCACUGCAGCAUCAGCCUGGCGCUUCCCCUGCUCACCAUUCCCAUGGCCUUUUCCCUCGAGAGACAGUUCCGAAGCCAAGCUUUCAACAAGCUGCCCCAGAGGACGGCCAAGCUCAACCUCCUGCUGGGACUUUUCUACGUGUUUGGCAUCAUUCUGGCACCAGCGGGCAGUCUGCCCAAACUUUAAGGGCACUAGCAGCUCCCCCCACCACAUGACCCCCUUUCUUACAUUGUGUGGAAGUCAGAGCAUCUGCAAAGGGAAUGUGCUUUGACAGUGAGUGUACAAGCAUGGGUGUAAACUCCCACCUUUUUAUUAUUAUUAUUAUUAUGUUCUUAAAGAUAGUCUGGUUUUUUUUUGUUUGUUUGUUUGUUUUUCUUCUUCUAUUUUAUGGGGAAUCUUGAAACCACUCUGAUAUUAGAAGAAGGUGAAUUGGACACAUGGCCCUUGUUUUAUUUAUAAUUUCCUCUAGAGGGUGUUGUCAGGUCACUUUAUAAUGGAAUUGGCCGAGUUCCUCCUUGUUCCAUGCAAAAUGGCCUAAGGCUUUAGAAUGAGCUGCCCGGUUGGCCUUCCAUCCUGAAAGAGCCACUAUAACUAGGCAGAGUGUUGUCCUGUCAUCUUGAUCUUGUAAGAUACGGUCCUGAUUGAUGCCAGGCCCCGUUAAUAUGGGGAACGCCUGUCUCAUGCUCAGCACUGUUGUCCUAAAGUGUGCUGCUUGAGAGAGGCAGUUCCUCAUUAACAGUGAUCCUCGUACGGUUCCCGGCUUUUUGCCUAAAUUGUGACUCAGGCACUUUUGUUCUUUGUCUCUCCUUUCACUUAUUGCUACAGUUGAGGAAAAGAGGAAAAGCAUCUGUCACCCUGCAGCAAGACAAUCAAGCUCAGGAUUGGGAGGCAUAAAAACCCCACCUUAAAGGCAACUGAGAAAACCACUAUGCUGCUGGAUAGAAAUUAGUAGGGUGGCUGUUUGCCUCUUGUAGAAUCUGCUAGAAUGACAGGAAGGACUCCUAGCCCUUUCAGUAACUUAUCAGGAGCCCUGGAAUUGUAGAGGCACUGCCGGUCUUGCAGGCUGUUUAAAACCCACCAGGCUUUUUCCUCCCUAUUGCCUCUCCUAAAGCUCCCCUAUUCCCAUACCCUGUCUCUAUCAGGCUCCCAUUUGUGUGUUUCCCAUCUGUGGAGCCAGACUGUUUGGACAAUAGCGUAGCAACUGAGUCACGGACAGUUGCCACUUUCCACAGAGCCACAGGAUGGGCAGAGCAGGGGCCCAAUGAAUUUACAAAUCAAUGGAUGACAAUCCUGGGCCCUGUCCAGCCAGAAUGACAGGCCCUGCCAUUGAAGGAACUGUCUCUUCAUCCCUGAAGACAGACAUGCAAUAUGGACCCUGCCUCCCCUGGCUUCUGUUGCCCUGUGAGGAGAUAGUUGAGGGCGCCAGUGAGGUCACACCAGGUGGAGGGAUUCCAGUGUUGACCGUAGCUGCUUUUCAUUGCAUUGCCUGUGAAGUGUAGUUUCUGGGCUAGAACUGUUCAGUUACAUUUGGUCUAAGACUGAGAUAGAUUGAGACCAUCAUCAUUGUACUUUUCUGUUGUGAUUAUAGAUAGCUGUUCUGGUAGGUAUUUCAAGGUUUGGGCCUGCAGAAAAUCAUGUAAGAACAGUUCUUAAUCCUUCAGACUAAUUAUGAUUUUGCUCCUUGAGUUAGAAUUGGUCAGCUUAUCUGGAAAAAAUGUACUUGGAAAUUGCAGAAGUUCCUCUAAAGGUAGAGGUGAUUUUUCUACCAGAGAGCCAGAAUUGAGCAGUGGUCAGAGCCCAAGGAACAAGGGAAGGAUGACCCUUCUCUCCUGCUGUCUUCCUAGCACCAUUUUUGUUUCAUGCCAGACUUGUGGCAUUUUGGUGCUCACAGGGGUCCUGCCUUCAGGGAAGCUCUUCUCACCUCUCCUUGGAGCAGGCCAUUCUCAGUAGGGCUCACCCCUGAGGCUGGCGGACCAAUGGCUUCCUGCAGCCACAAAUCAGACCUGCCUUUGUGGCCACUCCCAUUGGGGUUGUCAGCUGCUGCAGUUAGCUCUGGUGCAGGUUUUAAUGCAUAUUUUUAUAUAUAAAUGUUCCCAAAAGGCCAAAUUUGGUGCCAGGUUUUAUAUGCAGGUCACCAUAAUUUGUAUUAUGUCCCCUAGUUCAAUGAAGCUUUUCUUUAGACUUGUUAAUUAAAAAAGAAAAUGUUCA